GCUACCAUGGCCUUCGCCGCCUCCCCUUCCCUCUCCUCCCUCGCCGCCGCUUCCUCCUCCUCCUCCGCGGCCUCCGCCGCCGCCGUCGCGAUCUCCUCCUCCUCCUCCUCCCCAUCAAACCCCUCUCGCGAGCUCUCACCCAGGCUAUUCUCCCCACUGCCCCCCAAACCCCAUUCCCUCUCCUGCUCCGGGACACAAGCCCCACGCGCCACCACCGGCGACGGAUCGGGCGCCGCGGGGGACCGCGGGAGCGGCUCCGGAGGAAACAGCGGCAAGGGUGGAGGCGGCGGCAGCGGCAGCGGCGGCGGCGACGACGACGACGACUACGAGGAGGCCGAGUUCGGGCCCCUGCUCGGGUUCGAUGAGGUGCUGCGCCUCGCCGCGGCACGCGGCGUCUCGCUCCCGGCCGACAUGAUGGAGGCGGCCAAGGAUGCUGGCAUCCGGGAAGUCCUGUUGCUCCGCUACUUCGAUCUGCAGGCAGGGCCAUGGCCUCUAGCCGCGAUGAUCCGGGCAUUCUCGAUGCUCCGCAACCGAAUGCUAGCCGACCCAUCAUUCCUCUUCAAAGUUGGAACAGAGGUUGUGAUUGACUCGUGCUGCGCCACGUUUGCGGAGGUGCAGAAGAGGGGGGAGGAUUUCUGGGCGGAGUUUGAGCUGUACGCCGCAGACCUUCUAGUGGGAGUGGUAGUUGAUAUUGCACUUGUGGGGCUGUUGGCUCCGUACGUGAGAUUUGGAAAGGCAUCUGCUUCGACUGGUCCUUUUGGGAGAUUCAACAGGAUGGCUGGAUCUUUGCCAAGCAGUGUUUUUGAAGCUGAAAGGCCAGGCUGCAGAUUCACAGUUCAGCAAAGAAUUGGAACAUUCUUUUAUAAGGGUGUCUUGUAUGGCUCGGUUGGAUUUGUAUGUGGUAUCAUUGGUCAAGGAAUUGCCAAUAUGAUAAUGACUGCCAAGAGGAGUGUCAAAAAAUCAGAUGAGGAUAUCCCUGUCCCUCCACUAAUUAAAAGUGCUGCUCUAUGGGGUGUGUUCCUUGCUGUAUCAUCUAAUACGCGCUAUCAGAUCAUCAAUGGUCUGGAGCGAGUAGUUGAGACAUCACCUAUUGCGAAACGUGUGCCACCUGUUGCAAUGGCUUUCACUGUUGGUGUCCGUUUUGCCAACAAUAUCUAUGGUGGGAUGCAGUUCGUUGAUUGGGCACGAUGGAGUGGUGUUCAAUAAUGCUUAUGAAACAGCAUUUUAUUUUUGCCUCAAGCAUGAAAAAUGGGCGAAGCUUUUGCUUUCUGUUCUUUACAUUCUUUGGGACAGAAGAAGCAGCAACAGCAGCAGCUAUGUGGAACAGUGGAGGCUAGGAACUCAUUUGCUUGUUUGAAGAGCGUAUGAAGCACGUCGCAUCACAAGGUUGGCAUGCAUGUGCCAAAAAAAUAUUUUAUUUUAACUGCUCCCUCCCUUGUUUAGCUGUUUGGGACAAACAUGAAAGUUGUUCAUCAAAUGUGCAUUAAUGAUUGAUACAACACUUUUGUCUUACAGCAAGUAAGGACCGGAUAUGUCCCUCAAAUAAUUUCUCUGUUUCGUGCUAUACAUGUGUGGAGUACAUCUA
Oryza sativa Japonica Group (Japanese rice) is the source of this 1585-nucleotide messenger RNA. Lineage: Eukaryota; Viridiplantae; Streptophyta; Magnoliopsida; Poales; Poaceae. The record is from RefSeq and is a predicted model, not a curated record.